This is a messenger RNA of Paramuricea clavata, 1436 nucleotides long. The record is from the annotation of a GenBank genome assembly. Lineage: Eukaryota; Metazoa; Cnidaria; Anthozoa; Malacalcyonacea; Plexauridae.
AUAAAGGUGAGCUGGACAAGGCUAAAGAUUAUUAUCAACGAGCACUGGAAAUUCGACAAAAACAACUAGGUCCAAACCAUGUUGAUGUUGCAGCUUCUUAUAACAACAUUGGUGUGGUGUGUCGUGAUAAAGGUGAGCUGGACCAGGCUAAAGAUUACCAUCAACGAGCACUGGAAAUUCGACAAAAACAACUAGGUCCAAACCAUGUUAAAGUUGCAGCUUCUUAUAACAACAUUGGUGUGGUGUGUCGUGAUAAAGGUGAGCUGGACCAGGCUAAAGAUUACCAUCAACGAGCACUGGAAAUUCAACAAAAACAACUAGGUUCAAACCAUGUUGAUGUUGCAGCUUCUUAUAACCACAUUGGUGCGGUGUGUCUUGAUAAAGGUGAGCUGGACCAGGCUAAAGAUUACUAUCAACGAGCACUGGAAAUUCGACAAAAACAACUAGGUCCAAACCAUUUUGAUGUUGCAGCUUCUUAUAACAACAUUGGUAUGGUGUGUGGUGAUAAAGGUGAGCUGGACCAGGCUAAAGAUUACCAUCAACGAGCACUGGAAAUUCGACAAAAACAACUAGGUCCAAACCAUGUUCAUGUUGCAGCUUCUUAUAACAACAUUGGUGUGGUGUGUCGUGAUAAAGGUGAGCUGGACCAGGCUAAAGAUUACCAUCAACGAGCACUGGAAAUUCGACAAAAACAACUAGGUCCAAACCAUGUUAAAGUUGCAGCUUCUUAUAACAACAUUGGUAUGGUGUGUCGUGAUAAAGGUGAGCUGGACCAGGCUAAAGAUUACCAUCAACGAGCACUGGAAAUUCGACAAAAACAACUAGGUCCAAACCAUGUUAAAGUUGCAGCUUCUUAUAACAACAUUGGUAUGGUGUGUCGUGAUAAAGGUGAGCUGGACCAGGCUAAAGAUUACGAUCAACGAGCACUGGAAAUUCGACAAAAACAACUAGGUCCAAACCAUGUUGAAGUUGCAGCUUCUUAUAACAACAUUGGUAUGGUGUGUCGUGAUAAAAGUGAGCUGGACCAGGCUAAAGAUUACCAUCAACGAGCACUGGAAAUUCGACAUAAACAACUAGGUCCAAACCAUGUUGAUGUUGCAACUUCUUAUAAGAACAUUGGUAGGUGCGUCGUGAUAUAGGUGAGCUAGACCAGGCUAAAGAUUAUCAUCAAUGAGCACUUGAAAUUCAACAAAAGCAACUAGGUCCAAACCAUGUUGAUGUUGCAACUUCUUAUAAGAAACUGGUCAUAAAGGGGGGUGGCUGGAAAAAACAGGAUGUGGUAGAUCGAAUUUUGGAUUUCUAAUUUUAACAGCAGUUUUGGGAUGGGUCAUAGUAAAAUGUGCUUGAUUUAUAUAAAUUUCAAAAGGUGGUGAACGUUAUUAAAUAUUAUCUUUUAUUUUUACAAAACAUGGUUGGAGAAAUGUCAAUGAAGAAAU